AUGACACGGCGUGGCUGCGUGCAGGCGCGGGUGAUACCUGAGACGGACGCCGGGCUGGUGGAGUUCUUCCUGGACACGGACGCGCGGGAGAUCGAGAUCGAGAUCGGCAGGCUCCGCCCCAGGCUGAACAAGGCCUUCUUCGACCACAUCCAGCGGGAGAUCGCACAGAUCAAAUUCGCGGUCACCAGGACAGCGGCAAACGAAGACAGACUGAUCGAGCUGGAGGCCAUGCAGAAGGUCAUCGGGGAGGGAGUCGAGGCCUACGACAAGCUGCAAAACGACCUCGUGACGGCCAAGGAGCGGCUCACCAACAUCCUGCAAUCCAAAGAUAGGAAGAAAACGGUAGAAGAUAGCAACAGAGUGGUAAGGUUUGUGCAGAGAUCUUCUCCUCCGUCGCCAUCCGCGACAAAGCUACUGGGUGCAUCCGUCCAUCUUCAGAUCUGA
Triticum turgidum subsp. durum (durum wheat) is the source of this 444-nucleotide messenger RNA. NCBI's taxonomy places the organism in Eukaryota, Viridiplantae, Streptophyta, Magnoliopsida, Poales, Poaceae. The record is from the annotation of a GenBank genome assembly.